Protopterus annectens (West African lungfish) is the source of this 11448-nucleotide messenger RNA. It is a transcript of the gene PCDH1, whose product is annotated as protocadherin 1. Bases 1392 to 4958 code for a protein of 1188 amino acids. The transcript is spliced from 5 exons. Gene Ontology annotation, cellular component: plasma membrane. The record is from RefSeq and is a predicted model, not a curated record. Gene Ontology annotation, biological process: homophilic cell-cell adhesion. NCBI's taxonomy places the organism in Eukaryota, Metazoa, Chordata, Ceratodontiformes, Protopteridae. Gene Ontology annotation, molecular function: calcium ion binding.
CAGGCACAUAGUUCCACAGAGCUAGCUGAGCAGCUUACAGAAUCAGAGAGGUGUCUAGAGAAGCAACAGGAGCCCCGACAUCGCACCGAGGAAGCUAACCAGCAGAGGAACAGCAUCUCCACCACAAAAGUAGCUGAUGGUGAUCAUAAACCUUUAGGAUUCCAAUAAUCUCUGCAGUUUUUGUGGGUCUCCGGCAUCCUUGCACAUUGACUUUGGAAAAAAGGGACUUUCACUUCAGAACACAAGGGAGCUUGUAGGGUCAGAGAAACUACACGGUAGUCGAGAGCAGUAUUAUUAUGAUAAUUUUUUUUAGAGAAACAAGGUGAAGGAUCUGCAACAUUAAAUAACAGGCUGCGUGUUAGUGGAUCUGAAACUGAGCAUAUAUUUUUAAGAGAUCCUUUUAAAAAGAAGCAACCUGUCAACAGCUCCACCUGCCCUGCAACAUUUUUUUUUAUUUGGUGACUGUCACUGUUGGUUUUCUUGUUGUAUAAAAAGGAUUACACUGUUGGGUUAGCCCCCUUAUUGUUGGAGGCCAGUACGAGUGGGGCUACAACCGAGGAGUGAGAUGGAAUAAGACUGGUUACAUAAAUGGAGGACAAGUUGCAAACAACAUCUGCUGCUGAUUUCAAAGGCAGGGAUUUUCGCUAGCCCAUCAUCUUGACCCCCCCCCCCAGUUGCUACAAAGUACUUGUCUUUCGGUAGCCAAGAGCUGCACCCUCUCCAAAAAAAUUGGCUACUUGCCCCUCAUUAAACAGCCCUCAUCCCCUCCGAGAUGCACCCGGAACAACGCCACUGGGCUGAAUUGGUCACUACCUUUGAGUCAUUCCUCAUCCCUAGAUGCAUACGAUGAUUUUUGUUACCGAUUUGAUGUCUUGACUUGAAUACAUUUGCCAUUUUAAUCACUUCUGCCUUCUAACGCCUCACCAUCACGUAUCCAUUUCUACCGCAGCCAGAGACACUGAGUGCAGUAUAUGUUAUGUUUUGCAGACUGAAAAUCCUAGCGUACUGGUCAGACAAAUUUGUCACGGAUUUUGCAUCCAUCGGCUCGCGGUGCUUUGCAUUUCAAGUUUAAUGUAUGAACUGGCUGUCUGUAGGGGGUGAUUGCUCUGCGGAAUAGUCGAGGUAACGCUGAAUGGACUUGUGUUGCUCGGGGGGUUUAAUUGGUGCCUUCCUGUGCUCCUUUGAGGUGUCUUCCCACACGUGCUGAUCGGUUCCUGAUUGGAAAUAGCAAUUCGUGCUAACUGAUCCCCAUUUUAAGCAAGGUGGAAGGGCAGACCGAGAACCAGCAACCCUCCUGAAGAGCUCCACCAUAUUCACAGAAGAGCGGCGAAAGCCGGUCGCCAAAGGACUCGCAGGCUGAGCAGAGGUUGAAUUGCUUUGUUUAUUUCAAAAUGGGCUUGCUGAGGCACUGGUUGGUUCUUUUAGCCAUCUGCUGGGUUUCUAAGGCAAAACCCAUUACCUAUCGGAUGAACGAGGAACAACCUCCAAACACAUUAGUUGGUCGCUUGGCUGAGGACCAUGGAUAUCCUAAUACUAAACAUUUCUACAAAUUAGAGGUGGGUGCACCAUAUCUGAGGGUGGAUGGCACAACUGGGGAAAUUUAUACAACGGAGACAUCUAUAGACAGAGAAAGUUUGCCUGAUUGUCAGAAGGUGCCACAGGGUGACCCGUGUUUUCUGGAGUUUGAAGUUUCAAUGACUGACCCAGCCAAAAUACCACGUCUGUUAGAGGGAAGGAUUGAAAUUCUAGACAUAAAUGAUAACACUCCAAAUUUUCCAUCGCCUGUGAUAACCCUACAUAUCCCUGAGAAUACUCCUAUUGGAAACCUUUUUCCCAUUCGGCCUGCUACAGAUCGUGAUAUUGGUGCUAAUGGUGUAGCCAGAUAUGAGUUGUUGACUGGGCCUGAAUAUCAGAGUCUCUUUAGCUUGCAAGUGGCAGAUGAACCAGAGGAAAAACAGCCACAGUUAAUAGUGUUGGGAAACCUGGACCGGGAAAUGAAGGAUAAUUAUGACCUAACCAUAAGAGUACAUGAUGGUGGAAUCCCACCAAGAUCAAGCAGUGCAAUUCUGCGUAUCACCAUUUCGGACACUAAUGACAAUGCUCCCAAGUUUGAGAAGUCAGCAUAUGAAGCUGAAUUACCUGAGAACAGCCCAGUGGGACAUUCUGUACUUCAGGUGAAAGCCAAUGACUCUGAUCAGGGUGUCAACGCAGAGAUUGAGUAUUUAUUUCAUCAACCUCCAGACGCAGUCAAGCGUCUUUUCCAUUUGGAUAGAAAUACUGGCCUCAUAUCUGUUCAGGGAUCAGUAGACAGAGAGGAAAUUGGUCAUUUCAGAUUUACAGUUAUUGCAAAAGAUAAAGGCAAUAAUCCUAAAUCAGCUAAGACGCAAGUUGCCAUCAAUGUCAAAGAUGUAAAUGACAAUGCUCCAACCAUUGAGAUCCGAGGAAUUGGUCUGGUUACUCAUCAUGGAGGGACUGCCAAUAUUACAGAGGAUGUGCCUGUUGAAACUGCAGUUGCCCUUGUCCAAGUAUCUGACAAAGAUGAGGGUGAGAAUGCUGCUGUCAUCUGCGUGGUGGCUGGUGAUGUUCCUUUUCAGCUCAAGCCUGCCAGUGAAAGCAACAAGAAGUAUUUCCUUCAGACAACAAGUCCUUUAGACUACGAAACGUCCAAGGAGUAUACUAUUAUGGUUGUAGCUGUGGAUUCUGGAAACCCACCCCUCUCUAGUACAAAUUCUCUUAAAGUCCAGGUAGUAGAUGUUAAUGAUAAUGCUCCUAUAUUCGCUCAGAGUGUCUUGGAAGUACAAUUCCCAGAAAAUAAUGAACCUGGGGAUAUUUUGCUUGAUGUCGAUGCAACCGAUGCAGACAGUGGAAGCAAUGCUCAGCUAGUUUAUUCCAUUGUUUUGGAUCCCUCAACAGAGAAUGAUUUUGAGAUUGAUCCAAAUUCAGGAACAAUAAAGGUGAAGACAAUCUUGGACAGAGAGCAAAGAGAGCGUUAUGAGUUUCAGGUUUUGGCAGCAGAUAAGGGAUCACCGAGCCUUAAAGGUACUGCAACUGUAAUAGUUAGAGUCUUGGACAAAAAUGACAAUGAUCCCAAAUUUAUGCUGAGUGGUUAUAAUUUCUCAGUUAUGGAGAAUAUGCCUCCUCUGAGCCCAGUUGGAAUGGUUACGGUUAUUGAUGAUGAUGCAGGUGAGAAUGCACACGUACGGCUUUUUGUGGAGCCAGACAAUGGAGACUUUGUAAUCCAGAAUGGAAGUGGCACUAUUCUGUCAAGCAUAUCUUUUGACCGAGAGCAACAAAGCACCUACACUUUCCGCUUAAAGGCUGUAGAUGGAGGGGUUCCUCCCAGAUCUGCAUAUGUUGGUGUUACCAUCAAUGUGUUGGAUGUGAAUGAUAAUGCUCCUUAUGUUACUCAACCCUCAAACUCUUCUUACAGACAUAUAAGCACACAAAAUAAAAUUGGGACUCCUGUGGAAAGAGUUAAGGCAGAGGACAUUGACUCUGGUCUUAAUUCAGAACUGACUUACAGCAUCACUGGUGGUAACCCAUAUGAGCUCUUCCACAUUUCCACUUCUAGUGGUGAUAUUACAUUGGAGAAGGAGAUUCUACGGAAACACUUGGGUCUACACCGACUUGUGGUGAGAGUAAAUGAUAAAGGAAAGCCUUCUCGACAUGCAACUGCAUUAGUACACGUCUUUGUAAAUGAAACACUGGCAAACAUCAGUGUAGUAGAAGCACUAGUUGGACAUAGUCUUGACACUCCAUUGGACAGAGACAUAGCAGGUGAUCCUGAUUACGAGCGAAGCAAGCAGAGGAGUAAUAUCCUUUUUGGAGUGAUUGCAGGGAUCAUUGUUGUAAUAUUGGUCAUUGUGAUUGUGGUUCUGGUCAUGAGAUAUUGUAAGCAAAAAGAUGCCAAAAGUGGGUACCAGGCAGGCAAAAAAGAAACUAAGGAUUUAUAUGCACCCAAGCAAAAUAAUAAAAUUCACAAAAAUCGAAACAAGAAAAAUAAGUCCCCUAAACCACCCAAACCAGCAGAUGAGGAUGAGGAGGCAGGCCUUCAGAAGGCCUUGAAAUUUAAUCUUAUGAAUGACACUGUUGGUGAUAGCCCAAGAAUCCAUUUGCCAUUGAACUACCCACCAGGAAGCCCAGAUCUGGGCAGACACUACCGCUCAAAUUCCCCACUACCAUCCAUUCAGCUCCAGCCGCAGUCUCCCACUGCUUCAAAGAAGCAUCAGGUGGUGCAAGACCUGCCAGCCGCAAACACUUUUGUUGGAACUGGAGACAACAACUCUACAGGAUCAGAUCAGUACUCGGAUUACAGCUACAAGACAAACCCCCAGAAAUACUGCAACAAGCAGCUGCCUCAUCGAAGAGUGACAUUUUCAUCAGCCAAUCAAGCUCAGGACUUGCAGGAUCCAUCACAGCAUAAUUAUUAUGACAGUGGGCUUGAAGAAUCUGAGACCCCAAGCAGUAAGUCCUCAUCUGGUCCCCGGAUUGGUCCACUUGCACUUCCAGAGGACCAUUAUGAACGUACUACCCCAGAUGGCAGCAUUGGAGAAAUGGAACAUCCAGAAAAUGACCUCCGACCACUGCCAGACGUUGCCAUGACAGGGAACUGCACACAAGAGUGCACAGAAUAUGGCCACUCAGAUACCUGCUGGAUGCCUGGGCAGCCAUCUCCCAAUCGUAGACCCAAGAACACCCCCAAGUUAUCCACCUUUGUGCCUUACCAAGACAAAGGGGGUCAAGAACGAAUAAGUAAUGGGAGCCCAAAACUCCCAGAUGAACGUAACCCCAAGAUGGCCAACAUUCGCUUGUUACCAACAUACAGUGCCUUCUCUAGUACCAGCCAUGAGCCCAGUAAGGACUCCCCUCUGGAAGAAAUUCCUCUUACUCAAGCCUCUGACUUCCAACAAGCCACAACUCCUUCUACCCAGAAUUCUAAGCGAGAGAUAUACCUGUGAUGACUAAGAGGAAGACUCAGAUUGUGCCUGCUCAGAGGGAGCUGAUCAUCUAAAAGGAAGUUGAAAAGCAAAUGGCUUCUGUGUCUGAUUAAAAGAAACACAGAUUACCUGCAGGAAUGUAUAAGAAAUUAAUGAACAUAUUCUUUUUUUCAGUAAAAAUGUUUUCAGGUUUUCUAUUGAGAAAAAUAACUCAUUUUUCAUGGUGAAAUUUCUCUUGGACCAUCGUCAGGACCCAGAUGGCUAUGAAUAAGUUUAAACGACAGCUGCAUCCUUGAUGCAUUUCUUGUAAUGCAUCUGCAGUAUUACAAGGUGGGAGCUCUACAGCCUAGUAACCAAAGGUACAAAUUGAGCAAGUUUUAUAGUGAGACCAGAUGAGGCCUCGCCACCAGGUGUCCACCUUCAGUUUGACCAGUAAGGCUCAGUCUGCUGCUGUAGGAAGGAAAAUUCUUCUUUGUUAACUGUUGAGCACUGUAAAUAAGACCUUUCAUCAAUGUAACUAGUCUGCCUGAUUUUAAAAGUUGUGUGAUUCAUAAGCAUUUUCAAAAAUCAAUUCUAGAUUUUAUUCUUUUCCAGAAGGAAGAGUGGAACCUGAUAAAAAGUUGAGCAUUGUUUAUUACUGUAAAUAAAGAAAGUAACAUCAAAAUAAGAUUAGAGAAAGAGAAAGUUAUCAACACUGGAUUAUUUUAUAUGUGUUUUUUAAUUUAUUUUUUCCAUUAUGUUGAAUUACAAGCAAGUUGCUAAAUACUGAUUGAUGUAUGGCAUAGACAGGAGUCUUUUGCCUCUGGUUGUGACUUAUCAGCUACUUAAUACUGUCACACAAAGAAAAAAAAUACAUUUUUAUACUUGAAAGAUGUUUAUUUUUAAUCAAACCCCCCCCCCCCCCCCCCCAGGGAGUUUGGUGCCAUGUGAUGGUAAGGACAUUUUUUGAGUUGGGUUAUUUUUAAUAUUUUCACAUAUUUGCCGUUCAUUUACAUUUUUCCUCGCUGGUGUUUUCUUGUGACCUUAAUGACAUUCUUUGAGAAGUGGAUUCUUUAGGCCUUCUAAAUGCUUUAGGAAACCAAAGUGGUUAAAAAGGCUGUGUAAAAUAUAUUGAAUUUAAAUAUCCAUUUAUUAUUCUGAAAUAUGUAGGAUAAAAGUAAUAAUACUUGAAGAAAUGAAUUAAUGUCUUCAAGGUUUCCUGGUAUCAGAAGUGUAAAAAUGAGACAGAUCUGGCUCAAGUGGAAAGUACUUUUUGUUUCUUUUUGCAUAAAUUGGGAUCAGGCAAAUGUACACUUAUGUGUACAUAGGUAGAUGCAGGCAUCUUAAUAAAUGCCUGAUCUAUUUUCAGAAAUAUUCCUGCGCUGAGCUGUAAUAAAACAAUGUAGUGCAUGCUGUUUUGCAUUAGCAGCUUAAGUUAAUUGAGUCAUUUUACAGCUGCUUGUGUUCUUAUGGAAGAACAGACCAAGGGAUUGUCAGCAGCUAGUUCACUCAAAAUGUCAGUGAGAACUCUAGUUCGGCAUUAAUGUAGAUGCAAGUUAACCAAGUCUGUCUUUCCUUUCUUGGCAAAAUUUAAGAUCACAGUCAUCUUCUUUUGUAAGACAUUAGUUUGUAACUUGGCUUAACAGGGACAUUUAUAUUUUGAUAUUGGCAUCCCCUUGGUAUGACUUGGUCUGUUUUUUUUUCUAGUCAUACCUUGAUGCUAGUAGGUGAGUGGCUUUGAUGUUUAGUGAACUGAAAAUUAUUACUGACCAGUUAUUGGAAGAAAUACUGGAUCUUCAUAUUGUUUAGCCAGUGAUAACUGAGUAAGUGUUAAAAAUGAAUUUAGAAAUGGACUAAUCAAAGAAAAGCUAUGAUUGGACAUCCUUGUAACUCAACUUUUGGCCUUUCAGGUCAUAUCAAUAUGCAAGAUCCGUCAGCAUGAUGUCUAACUUUAUUGUGAGACAAUCUUUUUUUUUAAUUUAUGAACAUUUGUAGUAUAUUUGUUUAAACUGUAUUUAUAACUCUGUUAUGGUUUUGUUUUUUAAUGCAUCACUUAAUCUGUGAGAGCUUGUGUUCCAUUUGUUGUGUUUUUCUUGUUUUAUCCAUUGCUGUUAUUUUUACUAUGUAAUUGUGUCUUUAUGUAGUCUGUUACUCAUGUAAUACAACAAGCAGAUUGUUGGUCCUCACUAAGAAAAGAGGAAGGAGUUCAUUGUCAUUUUAAUGAAGAAGGGAACUGUAAGUUGGGAGUUGUUUUAUAUUGUGCCUUUGUAAGGAGUGUAGGGGAAGUUUUAUAAAAUCAGAUUUUGGGACAUUGAAAUAGUCAGCCAAAUGCUGCUGUCUGCAGCUACCUUUUGAUAAAAUAAUGGCAUUUGUAUUGCAAGCGAUUCUAAACUUUUCUGUUAUCAUUUUUCUCUACAACAUCUGCUCUCUUGACUAGUACGUCUCUUGAAGUACUGUGUCUAAUGUUUCUUAAGGCAUCCCCCCACUGGGAAAGGCUUACAAAUUAUUGUCUUUCACCAUAUGUUGAAAGGAGUGCUAUAGAAAGUAAUCCAUGAAAAUGAAUAACCAUGUGCGUGUUUUUAUAGAAAGUAAAAAAAAGAUUUGUAGUAGGGAUAAUCUGAAGAGGUUGUUGUGCAUUUAGUAGUCAAGGGCUUAGAACAUUUUAUAUCAUCAGGUCUUAGCCUCACCCAGCACUGGGUUGAUUAGUUCUUUUACUACGAUGUCUUGCAUGAUGCAUUAGCCAAGAGGAGGUAAGCCACAUGUAGAACUACCUAGUCAAACUGCACUGGAUUUAUGCUACAAGUGGCAUUCUCUUAAAAGUAAGAAUGAACUUCAAUGCUGCAUGAAGCAGGAGAUUACACAUCAAGUUACAUGCACUGAAAGAGUGGCUCGGGUACUUUUCUAAGAGAAUAUUUUGCAGUUUUAAUUACUGUUUCCAUUGUUUUUGGCUCACUCACUCAGUUCUGUGUGACUUGUGCUGCAAUUCAUCUGUGCACAUCUUUAUAGUGCAUUGUUUGUUAAUUGAAAAUUCACUGCUUUCAGAGAAACAAUCAGUGGUACCACAAGUUUUUUUAAAUGUGUCCAACUAGGAUAGAUGUACUUUGUAGUGGGUCACUUUACUUUCCACAGAAAAUCAAAGAUGUUCAACUGAAGAAACUGUUAAAUGUGGUUUUCUUCCUAGUGGCAGGCUAAAUUCUUGUUCCACUUUAAAGUACUAUUUAUGCCUUUAAGUCUCACUGGGAGCUGUAUGAGAAUUUAGGAAAUCAAUUUAAAUGAGUGAUAGCAGAGAACUAAUGUUAGGUAGGAAACCUUUGGUGGGGCACCUUCAGUGUUUUCUUGUAGCUUCAGCAUCCCUCCUGCAGCCCUGAUUUGCUUGAACUCGUAAUGUGGAAAAUGUCAGUGGGCAGUGAGAAAGAAAAUUAAGCCAACUUCCAAAUUUUAUAGAUAAAUACAUUUUAUAUAGAUAUAUAUAUAUAUACACACACACACACACACACACACACAUAGAUAGAUAUACAGCAUCUUGUAUAAUAUAAAUAUAUAUAAUGUUGCAUUGAUAUUUUGAUAUAAAACAAAUUUAUGUUGUAAAGUUUUUUCUGUCCAAAUCUGAUAUGCGAAGUCAAUUUUGUGAUGCUUGGAGAUGGGCAUUUAGCUAUUCACUUGUCUUGCUCUGUUGAGACCUGUGCAACUUCUUAGAAGUUGUGUUAUAUGAAUUUUUAUUGGAGGCAGAUUCACAAUCAUUUCAUGAGCUGGGAAACUCUCUUUCUUCUACUGUACAAUGAGGAAGUUCUUACUAGGAGAGAGGGUGAGGUGGGUUAAGAGACUUUUGUCAAGCUGCAGAGCUUGUGUCAGAAUAACAAUUAGCUCAGGGCUUCUGAAGGCAUAGCUGUCAAAGUAUUUGAGGAACUAUGGUUAAAACCUUCAAGUAUUUCUAGGUGAGAAAUAGCUGAAAUCUCAGAAGGAUAUUUUUUUACUUAUUUUCUUACAUGCAAACAUUUCUUUUGGAAAGGUGUUAUGGUUGUUUACUAUUUUAAACAUUGUUAGUGUUUGUAUAAGUUGUAGUGUGUUUUAACUUAUCAUGCACUAUGUUCAAUGUUGAUUUUUAAGCAUCUAGUAAAUAUUGUACUGAUUUUCCUGCUAGUCAUACUCUUGAUUUUAAACAGCUUCAUUUCAAGGCAUUUGUCUCUGGUCACUUGUAAGAAUGCCAGUUUCUCCAAGGUUGUAGCAUAAUUUUUUCCCCAUAAAGUAGUGAUAUCAGAUCUUAUUGAAUUAAGUAGAGCAGUCUUGCCUUGCAGCAUAUGUGUGGGAGAUGAAGUUCCCUUCCUUCCAGAAAACACUUUAUGCAAGCAUUUCUAUGACAUUUCUUCUGCAUAUUGGUCAAAGAAAAAUGAGUGUAUGUAAAUUGGUCCUUGGCCAUGACUUUUUGUUCGUGAAUUAAGAGGUAGAAAAUUGAGAUUCUUGAAAUAUACUUCAAACUUUAUGCUUGGACUGCAACUUAAUUUAUUAUUAAAUCUUUUGUAUCUUCACAGUAAAUUGUUAUACUUGGAUAUCAGCCCCUCCAAAGGUUUCCUUCAGUUCACAGGUUACAUAACAGUACGUUUUCUUCUGUAAUUGUCUGAUCAUAUGUAUAUAUCUGCUCAUCAGGGAUGGCUGCUUACUACUCUUUUUGAAAAGGAUAGACAGCUCUAUUAGCUCAUUAAGCAGGACAUUUUUUGGUUACUAGCACUCUCUGUUGUCAGAAGGUGAAGGUAAUUUAGUUCGGAUUUUGAAUUUCCUGGUAUUAGACAAGUACUAAAUUUUCUUUUUUUAUACUCAUUUAUAUCUUUCCAGGGGUGAUCAGGGAGAAAUGUUUGAUUAAGCGAUCUAUUCAGAAUCAAACAGUAGGGAAAUGAAAGUGGAAGGAAUUAAAUAAUUAAGUUCUGUACCUUUGGCUAUAGGAAGCAGCUCAGAGCCUUAGUUCUGUGCACUAAUUACUAGAUAGUUGUAUUUAUUUUUGAUUUGCUUACUAAGUAGGAUCGUUCAGAGGGUGUUUUUGAUCUUGACCCAGGUCUUAUGUACAAAUCAACAUUAAUAUAUUCAGAAAUAUUUUUUCUAAGCAUCAGCAUAUUAUACACAUAUAUGCAGUAGAAAAAUACAUUUAUUAAAAGCCCUCAUGUUUAACACAUGUAACUGCAAAUCAGAAAAUACAGCUGGUUAUGCAGGAACAGAUAUUUAAUGAAUUGUUUUAAGCAUUUUUCUGUAGUAUUAAAAAUUGCAUCUCACAGUCUUUUAAUGUCUUCUUACCUUGAGCAAAGUUUACAACAAUGUGCAUGCAUAAAGACUGCCUCAGGUUUGCACAUUCUCCCAUGAUUUAAAUAUUUACAAAAAAACGUAUUCUGACUCUGCCUGGGUCUUUUUUUUUUUUGUCAUAUCAGAAUGAGCGUAAAUUUAAACAAAUUAAGAUUUUGAUGAAUACUCUUUGAGAGUUCCACUGUUAACGUUUCAUCUCAGAUUGCCAGUGAUGUGAAAUUUUUGUUGAACAGGUGCUCCACUGAAACUGUUACUUUGUAUUGUCUUCAGAUCAGAAGUAUUAGGAAAAUACUAAAAUCGCUAACAUGUAUUAGUAAAAUCGUUUUAUUCUUCUUGGAGAUGAAUUUCAUGGGUUUACAGGGGCAUUUUUUUUUUAAAUGAAACCUAAUUUUAUAUCUGAGAGGCAUAGACUUUUUUUUAAGAACAGUAACUGCUCUGCACAGUCCCAUUUCUAAUUGCAGGUCGAGUGAGAAUGAAAGUGAAGAUCUGGAAGGGAUUAUAAAGAUAAGAAAAUGCUCCUCCAAAAAAUUUAAAUAUAGUGUAUGUUUCCAUUAAGUGCAAGCCCAUCAGGAAGAAAAUUGAUUUUUAUUUUAUUUUAUGAGCUGAUUAGGGUUAUUAUUUCUUUUACAGUUCUUCCUUUUCUGUGCAACAUCCAUUACUUGAGAAAUUGGAUACUUUUCUUGAAACAGUUUCAUGUAUCCAGAUGGUAUUCCUAUAUCUCCUAAAGGUUUGGAAAGAUUUUUGAGUGUGUUUCAGGAUAUGCAUUUAUUCAAGAAACUUUCUUGAGAUGUCAGUUAUAUAUAACAGCUGUUAAAGAGAGUAAGAAGCUGGUUUUAUAUAUUUCCAUCACCUCUUAAAUCCCACACAUUACAACUUUAAAGUUUUCGUCAAAGAGACUGUAUUCCUUAACUUCACUGCAGUUAGAAUUUUAAUUUUGCCAGUGUUCUUGAUAAAUUAAUAGAAUGACUUUGUUAAUCAAGCUGAUUUUACAGCAGGUGUGUACAGAUUCUAUCAGUUGCAUAAUGAUAUGCUUUUGAGUACUGAUCCCAGUUUACACUUAGUGCUUGCUUUCUUUCAAGCUUCUUUCUAGUGUGAGGGCAUUGAGGUAUGCAUAGUUAAACAGUUGGCCUUUUUCAGGAAGUCUUCUUUCCAGCAUCAUUAGCAUGCUUUCUGUUCCUGUUCACUUUUGUCUUGAAGGCACAACUUUUAUUCCUGACCUUAAAAUAUUAACUUUUAAUGAACU